UGCGCGUGUGUGAUAGAAGAGAUGAAGAAGAUGACGAAGUUGAAACCAGAGACAGUAACAUUGAUGCUGGUGAACCUGGCGGCAAUCAUGGAGAGAGCAGACGAGUCACUGCUACCUGCUGUGUACAAAGAGGUUGGGGCCGCCCUCCACACUGACCCAACUGGUCUAGGAUCCCUCACCCUCUUCCGAUCCAUUGUGCAAUCCUGCUGCUACCCACUCGCAGCCUACCUCGCCAUCAACCACAACAGAGCCCACGUGAUUGCCCUGGGCGCCUUCCUCUGGGCCGCUGCGACCUCCCUCGUCGCCUUCUCCUCCACUUUCUUUCAGGUGGCAGUCUCAAGAGCUUUGAAUGGGAUUGGACUGGCCAUUGUUAUACCUUCCAUUCAGUCCCUUGUUGCUGACUCAACCAUUGACACCAACCGUGGUACAGCUUUUGGAUGGCUACAGCUGACUGGCCACUUAGGUUCAAUCAUUGGAAACCUAUGCUCAAUUCUGUUAGCUUCGACAUCAUUCAUGGGGAUCCCCGGUUGGAGAAUCUCUUUCCAUCUAGUUGCAAUGGUGAGUGUUGUUGUAGGUAUUUUGGUCCGCAUAUUUGCCAAUGAUCCAAGAUUUUCAGAGGACGGUACUAAAGCUAGUGAACCAAAUCUUCAUAAGCCCACAACGUCAGCAGUGAAGUUGCUAAUUCAGGAAGCCAAGUUAGUGAUGAAAAUUCCAUCUUUCCAGAUAAUUGUAGCACAGGGUGUAACAGGAUCGUUCCCUGGAUCAGCUUUGUCAUUCGUACCACUGUGGUUGGAGCUCAUUGGUUUUUCUCACAAAGAAACCGCUUUUCUUAUGAGCAUAUACGUGGUUGCUGUAUCUCUUGGAGGGCUAUUUGGAGGAAAGAUGGGGGAUAUCCUUUCCAAGCAUUUCCCCAACUCUGGAAGGAUAGUUCUAUCGCAGAUAAGCUCAGGAUCAUAUAUCCCACUGGCAGCAGUGCUGUUUUUAGCUCUACCCUAUGACCCGUCCACUGCUUUCAUGCAUGGUUUGGUCUUGUUCGUCAUGGGGUUGUUUGUAUCAUGGAAUGCUGCAGCUACAAACAAUCCAAUAUUUGCAGAGAUCGUUCCUGAAAAGUCACGUACAAGUAUCUAUGCACUGGAUCGAUGUUUUGAGACCAUAUUGUCAUCAUUUGCUCCCCCUGUAGUUGGGAUUCUGGCUCAACACUUUUAUGGUUAUAAACCAGCUGCCAAGGGAGCCAGCAAGUCUGUUGAAGUUGAAAGAGACAGAGAGAAUGCUGCAUCAUUAGCCAAGGCACUUUAUAUGGCGAUAGGAAUUUCGGUGACACUGUGUUGCCUAAUCUACUCCUUUCUCUAUCGCACCUACCCAAGAGACAGAGAGAGAGCAUUGAUGCAUGCAUUAAUAGAAUCAGAGAUGCAGCAGAUGGAAUCAGAUAAUCCUCCUGCUGGAGUGGAAUAUGCUGAAGUUUGCUUCUUGGAAUCAGAUGAGCAAUAUGAGAAGGAAAAAUCUGUGAUUGAUAUGGUCUAUGGUGUGGAGGAUGUUGAUCUUGAUGACACUGAUGAGAUGACCCUGCUUCCCAUUAACUCAAAAUUCUCUAAUUUAGAGGAAUAAUAACCCCAUAUAAGCACAAGCUGGUUGGAUGGCCUUAUAGGUAUCCAUCUUUAUAAUUCAACUAUGAGAACUCCUUCCAACCAGUGGACCCAGUUUUCCUCUCUCUGGGGGCUUUAGAAGGCUUUGUGAAGAAUUUGGGUGA
This is a messenger RNA of Telopea speciosissima, 1747 nucleotides long. RefSeq lists its product as uncharacterized. Gene Ontology annotation, molecular function: transmembrane transporter activity. The record is from RefSeq and is a predicted model, not a curated record. Bases 22 to 1605 code for a protein of 527 amino acids. The transcript is spliced from 4 exons. Lineage: Eukaryota; Viridiplantae; Streptophyta; Magnoliopsida; Proteales; Proteaceae. Gene Ontology annotation, biological process: transmembrane transport. Gene Ontology annotation, cellular component: membrane.